Molecule: messenger RNA, 953 nt
Organism: Aplysia californica (California sea hare)
Lineage: Eukaryota; Metazoa; Mollusca; Gastropoda; Aplysiida; Aplysiidae
Product: trypsin alpha-3
Exons: 8
Coding region: 30-881 (283 amino acids)
Biological process (GO): proteolysis
Molecular function (GO): serine-type endopeptidase activity
Source: RefSeq, a predicted model, not a curated record
ACUCUGGCCACAGACACCCAAAGACCACAAUGUUGCGCGCUGUCUUCUUCAUAGGAAUUACGCUAUCGACCUGUUUGGGUGCCCCCGAUAAAAGGGCGGUGAAAAUCGAUGCUGGUGGAUGUGGAUUAAGGCCACUGUUGUCAGAUAAUGGAGCCUCAGAGAUCAACGGCAGGAUUGUGGGAGGAACCGAAGCCGUGCCUUUCUCUUGGCCUUCUAUCUGCAGUUUCAUGACCAACACCGGGUACCACAUCUGUGGGUCCACGCUGGUGAAAAACAAAGCUGGAGUGUACUACUUAGUCACAGCGGCUCACUGCAUUAGUCAACGACGCCCGAGGAACUACAUGGCCCGCUGCGGAAUGCACUCUAUGUCUGGUAGCAACCCCAACAGUGUGCUCCUGACCUUCAGUGCAAUGAGUGUGCACGGGGGUUACAGUGACGUCACCUUUGAGAACGACAUUGCCAUCUUUACCCUGACGACUCAACCGCCCACAAACGACUACGUCCAACCAGCGUGUAUCGCUAGCAAGGCUUACUUCGGCGGAGAGCCUGCUAUCGUGGCAGGAUGGGGAACCCUUUCUUACGGAGGUGAAAUGGCUUCGAAACUCAAGCAGGUAAAUAAGCCAAUCAAACCAGACUCCACCUGCUCCAGUCGCUACCCACUCGAAUUCGACGCCACGUCCAUGAUGUGUGCUGGGGAGCCAGAAGGAGGUGUUGACGCCUGCCAGGGUGACAGUGGUGGCCCUCUGUACACAUACAGAAAUGGCGAAUGGACACUUACGGGCGUGGUCAGUUGGGGUUACGGCUGUGCCGCACCACGAAACCCUGGAGUGUAUGCUGACGUGCACAACCUGCUCUCCUGGAUCGACAACGUCAUCAACUAAUUCCAACAGCAGCAGCAGUUCUUUCGUUAUUGUUCUCAAUAAAGAGCAGAGAAGGAAGAAGAAGAAAAAUUA